This is a messenger RNA of Mesorhabditis spiculigera, 510 nucleotides long. The record is from the annotation of a GenBank genome assembly. Lineage: Eukaryota; Metazoa; Nematoda; Chromadorea; Rhabditida; Rhabditidae.
AUGGCCAUACAAGCGUUACAUCGCUUUUUUUGGAGCCGUUACAUCGCCACUCUUCAAUUCCACAAUGCGACGUUUGGCCUGAGCUACAGCAUGAAACCGUGGGCAACCAGUUAUGUAUUUCAGGCUGUAGGAGAUCCGCUGACGCAUUUGCGUCUGACGGUCCAUCGGUUGUCCCUUGGCAACCUGACUUAUGCGAUGUACUACCAAAACGACAGCGUUGUCCAGACUGCGAUGCUACAUUUCACGGAGGCGCCGACCGAGAUUUACUGCAGUUCGCGCAUCAUUCAAAUCCAGACCUACUGGAAGCCCGCUGAACUCGGUGCGCGGAUGCGGACGCGCCUCGAGUGGUUGCGUCACGAUGACAAUAACCGCGAAUGUACGGAGAUCGUUCCAUUCCCGACCACCACUACUGAGUUGAUCGGUCGAAGCUACAAGUCAAGAAAAAUCGGACGUUUGGUCCUUUGGGGUGUUGCUCUGGGAAAUGCACGCUUUUGGCCAAACGCCAUUCGA